GCGCUGGGCGACUACCCGAUAUGCAUGUCGUGCGGAGAGACCGUCGUCAGGAACAUGCCUGGUGUCAAGUUCGACGACCUCGUGAUCGAUAAAGACGCCGAUGAGUCUAAGGCCGAGGAGCUGUCGAAGGGCAUCGGCAUGUCAGAGGACGACGUGAAGAACGCGAAACGCAUCGCCAUGCACGACUCGGCUUCCAGCGACCAGUCGAUCUACAUGAAAUACUCGGGCCUCCGUUUUCCAGAUGUUCUCCGUGAGUUCGGAGUGGCACCCAAAGCGCUCAACCUCCCAUGCGCGUACUUCAAGACGUUGAAGGGGAGGGGGUUUUACUACAUCCUCCAGCGCGUUGAACAGUUCAAGGUGAAGUACCCCACCAUCAAACUCGAGAGCAGGAGCAGCAUCAGCAUUUUCACGAGGCCGCCUGACGACACCGCGCGGCUCAUCUACUCCAACCAAGACCAGAUGAUGUUGGCUGCUGCUAACUCGCAGACCAUAGAAGGGACUAGGGACGCCAGCGCCCCGAAGGUCCAACCGUUGCAGUUGUCAAUCAACAGCGUCGAAGACCUCAAGGAGGAGGCUGAGAAGCUGAAGAAAAAGAAAACGAUGAGGGAUAGCAGGAGGUUUAAACGCAGAAGCAACGACGAGCUGCUGGAGGCGGGGGACGUUUCGAGCUCGGACCCUGCCGUGGACUCCGACCAUGACCACAACCAUCCCAUCGCCUUUCCUCCGCCAGGGCCUAAAGGUUCCAGCGGCCCGCUUCCAUCGCCGUCGCCACCCGCAUCGAGGGCCGGAUCAAGGGCGAGCGUGACGACCGAGGCGCCCAACCCCCACCCGUGCGGCACGGUGAACUACUGGUUGUUCGAGCUGAAGUUCGAGAAGGCGUUUGAUGGAUCCAAUCUCGGGCAGCCUCUGAACCAAGCCACGCUGAUCCAGCCCAAGCUCGGAGAAGCCGAUCGUGCCAUCCUGACGAAAAGAAUGGACCUCGCGCGGCAGGCGGUGGCGAUGAACGUCCACAACUGCCACAACAUGAAGGACCAGGAUCUCGUGGAGAACGCCAACAAUCUACGACAGGCAGGGGCCUUGCCGACCCCGAAGUUGCGGGUGGCUUUGGCGAAGAGGUACACCGACAACACCGUCAAGAAGGUCGACGAGAUGACCGAUGCUGUUCAGAUUAAGGCUGCGCUCGUCGACUACUUGAACCACAUGUGCAUGUGGAACGGCUCUGGGAAGCUUGGCCUGGACGACUCCUCCGUCGCCAAGCCGCCCUUGCGCCUCACUGGGCUGAAGGAUCAGCAGAUGGCGCAGGUAUUUCGCGACAACGUCAUCAAGGUGAUGUUGCUUAAGUGGGUCUGCGCUGGAGAGAAAAAAGCUGGCCACGUCGCAGCGUUCAUCUCCGCGGCCGCGGAUGUGUGGGACCAGGUGCCCGAGGAUGCGAACCUCGGCGACAAGUGCGCAUUGGAGUUCACCAACGCUUGCGCGGCGAUCGCCGUGUUGCAGCUGCUGUCCCACGGGGCCACGUUCGAUCUCCUCUGCGCCCCUUUCGACGUCCAGGAGUCGCUCCAACCGAUCCACGCGAAGGCGACGGAGUUGGCCCUCGACCACGACUCCGUUGUGAUGUUGGCAGCUGCACUUACAACGUGCGCAUACUGGAACGAGAAGAUCAGCCAUAUGAAUACCAUACUCACGAAGACAUCGUCCGAGCACGGCGUCAAGAUGAGGGCUGCCUACGUAGACGUGCGCAAGAUGAUUACAGACGGGUCCACGGAAACAGCCAAUGCGUUGGCAGCGCAUUGUGGAUCGGUCACUUACUGGGAGUCGUGCCUUGGCAAGGGCUACGUUGACGACCUCAGAAGCGAGAUCAUCAGGAUCGGCCUGGGCUCUGCGAGGACCCUUCUGGAGAAGAUCAACAGUCGCAGUGGGCCGUCAGACGUGGGCGCGACCUUGAACGCGCACAAGCAGCUGUUCAAGAUCAUGGACGAGCUGGACCCCUCGUCAGAGGAUGUGCUCCGUGCCAAUAAAGACUUGACCCGUGCGUUGAGUGACUUGGACCUCUCAUCGAAGCAUGGCAUUUUGGUUCAGAGCGUGACCAACUGGAGAAUCGACAAUGAAGCCUCCGCGGCCGCCCUGAAGGACGCGGUCAUGGCUUGCGACGGGAAGAAGCUCCCUGACGAGACGGCCCUCCUGGCCGACAAGAUGAUCAGCGAGAUAUUGGAGCACAUCCUCGGCGGCAUGAGUGACAAGGACGUUUCGGAGUUCAGGAUUGUUGACGUUCACGUGCUUACGGCCUUCGACCUCCUCGCGAGGAUGACCAACCACGCCGAGAAGACCCUCGAGAUGGUGACCCUGAUGCAGUAUGCCAGGGCGACGCAAUACCAGAUCGUGAAGUUGCGCGACCACGACACUACUCCAGGGGACAUCCCCGAGAAGACAGCUAGCCCAGAGGAGCUCACUUCGCACAUGGACGCAGCAGUGCGGAUGAAGACGCGGUGCGAGGCUGCAUACGCUGCUGCGGCCGACGUCUUGAACGAUUACAAGAUCGCGAAGGACUCUGUCCCGAUGAUCACGGCUUUGGCUGCUGACGUCAUCGCCGAGUUUGGCCUCAAGGCCCGCAACGCCAUCCAGGAAGCGGUGGACAAGGGCAUCCAGAAGGUGAACGCGAAGGUUGAUUCUACGGAGGGGUUGAUCACUUGGAAGGAGAAAAAAUCAGCAUGCAACUCCAUCGACGAGUACGUCGAUCUGUACACGAAGGCGCUGGAGGGGAUCGACUUGGACUUUAUUGUGGGACCGACUGACACCAUUAGUGAUCAUAUCAGGGAGCACGGGCAGCUCACGGCCAAGCACAGCCUCGACCCCCAGCCUGACUGGACCAAGGCUGUGAACGAUGACCUGGACGCAGCCCGCGCGCUCGAUGCCACGAUGAACAUUAUGAAGUUCCUGAGCACGCCGAGCAUCACGAAAGACAAGGUCGCCAUGCAACGGAAGGCCGCGGCCGUCUCAGAGAAGCUCAAGAAGUGGAAGCUGGUGCCGACGCUGCUCGAUGACAUCAUCUUGCAGCGCUUCAAGCUGGCGCUGAAAUACAAGUGA
Molecule: messenger RNA, 3081 nt
Organism: Prorocentrum cordatum
Lineage: Eukaryota; Dinophyceae; Prorocentrales; Prorocentraceae
Source: the annotation of a GenBank genome assembly